This is a messenger RNA of Ogataea philodendri, 1674 nucleotides long. RefSeq lists its product as uncharacterized. Gene Ontology annotation, molecular function: calmodulin-dependent protein phosphatase activity; calmodulin binding. The coding region runs from base 1 to 1674 and encodes 557 amino acids. Lineage: Eukaryota; Fungi; Ascomycota; Pichiomycetes; Pichiales; Pichiaceae. The record is from RefSeq and is a predicted model, not a curated record. Gene Ontology annotation, cellular component: calcineurin complex; cytoplasm. The transcript has a single exon. Gene Ontology annotation, biological process: fungal-type cell wall organization; calcineurin-mediated signaling.
AUGAGCUCUUUUCAAAACAUCAAGGCACACGAGAAUUCCGUAAAGAUUGAGAACGCCCUUAGGCAUGUCAAAAAACGCGAUAUUGCCCAUUCCCCAGAUAACCCCACCGUUUAUGUGGACGAGCGUGGAGAUUCGUUUGUAACCACCGACCGCAUAGUCAAAUCAAUAGACCCUCCAAGUUUCCGGAUCCCCACCGACGAAGAGGUGUUCCCCCAUGGUAAUCUUCCCGACUAUAGGUUCCUCAUGGAACAUUUCAAACAAGAAGGCAAGCUAUCGGAGCAUCAAUUGUCAGUCAUCUUGAGAACAUCUGCAGAUAUCUUUGAAAGAGAGCCCAACAUGCUCAAGGUGUCUUGUCCAGCAACCGUGGUGGGGGACAUCCACGGUCAAUACUACGAUCUUUGCAAAAUGCUCAACAUGUGUGGGGACCCAAAGAACACCCAGUACUUGUUUCUCGGUGAUUACGUCGACAGAGGAGACUACUCGAUGGAAUGUUUGAUCUUACUGCUGGCCAUGAAAAUUAACUAUCCAAGAUCGUUCUGGUUGCUAAGAGGUAACCAUGAGACAAAGAGAAUGACUGAACAUUUCACGUUCAAGCGCGAAUGCUCUGUCAAGUACUCAUUGAGCAUCUAUCGCGAGGCCCUGAACACGUUCAAGAUGAUGCCUUUCUGUGCAGUCUUGAACGAGCAGUUCUUCUGCUGUCACGGAGGAAUUUCUCCAGAACUAGAAAAACUGAGUGAUAUCGACGAAAUCAACAGAUACAGGCUGGAUUUCCCUUCAAAAGGAUUGUUCAGUGACAUCAUGUGGGCAGACCCUUCCCCAGACUACGACUCAGAAGAGUUUUCCAAGAACGAUUACGACAGCUACUUCCGUGAUAAUUACGAGAGACAUUGUUCUUAUUACUACUCAUACAAUGCGGUUUGUCGCUUUUUGGAAAAUAAUAGCCUGCUGAGUGUGAUCAGAGCUCAUCAGGCCCAGGACUCGGGGUACAGGAUGUAUCGGAAGAACGAUUCAACAGGCUUUCCAUCCGUGAUAACCCUGUUUUCUGCGCCUAACUACUGUGGAACUUACCGGAACAAAGCCGCGGCGUUGAUCUAUGACGGUGCAACUUUCAAUAUCAAACAGUUUGUUGCCACAGACUCGCCGUACCAUCUUCCCGACUUUAUGGACGUGUUUGAGUGGUCUCUGCCGUUUGUGGCCGAGAAAGUGCUUGAUAUUCUUGUUUCCAUACUGAACAUCUGUACAGAGGACGAGUUGGAGGAAGAGACUCUUUUGGCCAGAGACGUUGCCAAGUCUCUAAACGAGGUCCCAGAAACGUCUCCCGAGUUGGAUAUCUCAGCAGUCACUGGCCCUGCAACGGGGGUGUCGCCGCUGGAGGCCCGUGCUUCUCUCAGAAAGAAGCUGCUGUCCAUUGGGCGUAUGUCGCGUAUGUUCAACAUCCUCAGAGAAGAGGCCGAAAAAGUGGAACAUCUCAAAACAUACUCCGGCGGAAAGUUGCCUCGUGGUGUUUUGAUGGACGGAAGAGAAGAACUACACAACAGACUGAAGUCGUUCUCGGAGGCCCGAGAAGCAGAUUUGCAGAACGAGGCAUUGCCACCAUCGUCGGAAGAAUUGGAAAAGAUCGAAGAAGAACGCCAAAGAAAGGCCAGAGAGUAUAUUGACGGCAUGGAGGAAUGA